This is a messenger RNA of Bipolaris victoriae FI3, 621 nucleotides long. RefSeq lists its product as hypothetical. NCBI's taxonomy places the organism in Eukaryota, Fungi, Ascomycota, Dothideomycetes, Pleosporales, Pleosporaceae. The transcript is spliced from 3 exons. Bases 1 to 621 code for a protein of 206 amino acids. The record is from RefSeq and is a predicted model, not a curated record.
AUGCCACCAAAGCGCCGCGGACCGCCGUCCAAGGCGCCUGUCAAACGGCCAUCGAAGCUCGCCAAAGAAAACGGCCUGACUGCAGAGCAAGAAGCUGAAAUACGCGAGGCAUUUGGCUUGUUUGCCGUUUCGCAUCCUGACCACGAAGACUCAAAAGAAGGCGUACUAAAGAGAGGCGAUGUGCGAAGGUGCCUUAUUUCUCUCAACCUCGCACCGGACAAAUCGGAAGUGCCAUCCAUUCUCUCUACAAUCGAUCCCCUCAACACCGGCUUCGUUAGUUUCGUACCUUUCCUGUCAUACGCCGCAAUCGCAAUACAUUCCAAGGACCAAGGGUCUGACGAGGACGACGACGAUGAGGAGGAUGAAUACCGAGAGGAGAGUAAUGCAGAAGAGGUCAAAGCAGCAUAUCGACUGUUUACGCACGGUACUGCAGGACCUAUUACACUGGCGCACCUUAGAAGGGUUUCCAAGGAGUUGAGAGAAGACGUGCCAGAUGACGUCUUGAAGGAUAUGAUUCUUGAGGCGAAUGGCGGGGUUAGGGGUCAGGGUAAGGACGCUGGUGGUGUCAGUCUUGAGGAUUUUGAAAGUGUGAUGAAGAGAGCUGGGCUAUCCUUUGGAUGA